Mobula hypostoma (lesser devil ray) is the source of this 3024-nucleotide messenger RNA. RefSeq names its product histone-lysine N-methyltransferase SETMAR-like. Gene Ontology annotation, cellular component: nucleus. Gene Ontology annotation, molecular function: histone methyltransferase activity; protein binding; zinc ion binding. The transcript is spliced from 2 exons. The coding region runs from base 93 to 1007 and encodes 304 amino acids. The record is from RefSeq and is a predicted model, not a curated record. Lineage: Eukaryota; Metazoa; Chordata; Chondrichthyes; Myliobatiformes; Myliobatidae.
AUGGCGAGCCGGCAUGCUGUGAGCUCUGGCCGGGGAAGUAGUGGAGAGAGAAACUGGACUUUCACUGUGCGUAGUUCAUAGUGCUGAGGGCAAUGGCCGCCUCCAGUGCGCUUGCAGCUGGCUUAGGCCGCGUUGUGGCAUUUGACGUGUGCUGCGGUCUGGAGAACCUGCCAGUGCCAGUCAUUAAUGGAGUGGAUGAUGAGGGCUUGCCUCCCCUGCAGUACACACCUGGAAAUGUAGCUGGACCAGGAGAAGACCUUGAUCCCUCUGAAAUAAAUCUUCCAGGAUGUGACUGCUUAACCUCUUCCUGUAAGUCGGACACGUGCACUUGUCUACAAUGCUACAAAGGAGCUUACGAUGAGAACAUGUGCCUUGUGGACCUUAAUGACAAGUCAAGAUAUUCCAGGCCAGUUUUUGAGUGUAACAUUAUGUGCAAGUGCAGUGAGGCCUGUAAGAACAGGCUUGUCCAAAGAGGUCUUGUCUUUAAACUGCAGGUGUUCAGAACCUCCAAGAAAGGUUGGGGUCUUCAGACACUGGAACCAAUCAAGAAAGGGAGAUUUGUAUGUGAGUAUGGGGGUGAAAUCAUCAGCUUUCUUGAAGCCAGGAGGCGAAUUCAGUGCCAAAAUUUGGAUGAUAUGAGCUAUAUCAUAGCGGUGAGAGAACACCUGAGUAGUGGAGAAGUACUGCAGACGUUUGUUGACCCGACACACACUGGAAACGUUGGCCGUUUCCUCAACCAUUCUUGCGAUCCCAACUUGUACAUGGUUCCUGUUCGUGUUGACUCCAUGAUUCCAAGGUUGGCCCUUUUUACAGCUCGUGAUAUUGUAGCUGAGGAGGAACUGUCUUAUGAUUAUUCUGGAAGAUUCAAUAAUCUUUUGAAAGAAGACUCAGAUAAGGAAUCAUUUGGUGGCCUGACUCUUGCCCUUAAGCCAUGUUAUUGUGGUGCACAGACAUGCACUGGCUACCUGCACUUUGAUGGUUCACUCUACAAUCUCAAGGAUAAGUGAACUCUGACUUAGUUUUGCCUAUCUGGUAACUAGUUUAUGGUUCCUUUAGCUAGAUUUUGCAGUUAAUGCUUGUCGGUGUUACAGUGUUGAAUGUGUUAGCCAAUUACAUUCCUCUAUAGUACACACUUGUGGAAACACAGCCUUGACUUAUUUAUAAUGCAGCUAUCUGCAUUUACUUUAUAGGAAGAACAAAAACAAUGUUAUCUCAAAUUGCAUAUUUUAGUGGUAAUUUUCCCUAUUUUCCUUCAGUUUAGAGGUCCUUUGAUUAGGGAAUUUUUCCAAAUCCGAGAAUAUUUGCUUAAUAUUUUUCCUAAUGUUAAGGAUCUGAAUAAAUUGUGUGGCAGAACUAAUUCUCUCUUACCCGUGUUAAGUUUAUAAAUGCUUUCAUAGUGAAUCAUCGCAUUCGUGCAUUUGAAAUGAUUUUAUGGCUAGCACAGCUCAAGCACCAUCUACAGAUUAACCAAUGACACCACUAUUGUUUGUAAAAUCUCAGAUGCCGAUAAGGAGGCUUACAAAUAUGAUUUAGGUGGUCUAGUUGAGUGGUGUCACUUCAGCAACCUCACAGUCAAAUCCCAGCAAGCCCAAGAAACUGAUUGCUGACUUCAGGAAGGGGAACUUGAGAGAACACAUUGAAUCCUCAUUGAGAGGCUGGCACUGAAAAGGGUGAACAGCUUUAAGUACCUGGCUAUCAACAUCUCCAGAGAGUCUUUCUUUGGCCCAAUACAUUGAUGCAGUCAUGAAGAAGGUACAGUAGCAGCUGUACUUCAUUGGGAGUUUGAAAAGAUUUCAUAUGUCACCCAAAUCUCUUACAAAUUUCCAUAGAUUUAGGGUGGAGAACAUUCUAACUGAUUACAUCACUGGUAUGGUGUCUACAAAGCAUAGAAAUUCAAGAGGCUGCAGAGGAUUAUAGACUUGUCCAUCUCCAUCACAAGAACUUUAAGAGGCGUUGCCUCAAGAGGAUGGCACCCUUACCAUCUGGGACAUGCCCUCUUCUCAUUACCACCAUCUGGGAGGAGGUACAGGAGCUUGCAGACUCGUACUCAACAAUUUCAGAACAGCUUUUUCCCCUACACUAUCAGAUUUUUAUGCUUGUGCACUAUACUGCUGAUAAACAUAGAUCCACACCACAUGGGCCAUGCCUUCCUUUGUCUGCUAUUGUCAGGCAGAUGGCACAGAAGCCUGAAGUCCCAACCGCCAGGUUCAGGAGUAAGUUCUUUCCCACACCAAUCAGGUUAUUGAACCAAGCUACACAUCAGUAACCUACCACAACAACAGAACACUAUGGAUCACCUUUUGCACUGCUAUGGAUUUUGUCUCUAUUUUUUUUCAUUAUAUCUUAUUUUUGCAGUUUUUCUGUCUUCACUGUGUAGUUAAUGUAUAAUUUUUGUUUUGUGUGUUGUCUGAACUUACGACUGUGAUGCUACUUCAAGCAAGCUUUUCACUGCACCUGUACUUCACUGUACUUCUGCAUAUGACAAUAGGCUUGAUGUGAUUAAGUCAGAAGGCACUGUAUGAGUUUUUUGAUUGGUUUUUGUUGUCAUUUUCUUUGGUUAGUGAAUGUUAAAUGUUUGUUAAGCAAAUACUUAUAUAUUUUUACUAAACCACCUCAGUGUAUGUAAGGAAUUUGCUACGAAUUUAAUACGUGUGCUUAAAGAAGUGUUGUCAUCACUGUGUCUGCAGCUGGUCAAUUGGCUUUGAUCAUGUUUAUGUGAUUCUGUCCCUGAAAAAUCAUAACUAGAUCUUGGUGCGGACCCAUAGGUGAACCUUGGAAUUGUAGAUGUCAAAACAAAGACCCAUCCAUCUUGCUAAUCAUUUGAUAAUACAAUAAUGAGAUAUUAAGUAACCAAAGCAAUUUAUCUCUGUAGUCAACGGGGACCUGAGGCAAGGAGAGCUUUCGUGUUGCAGAACAUUGGAUAUCAUUGAUCCACACACAUUUGUUUUACACAAGUGUGCUACACUUAUCACAGCAUGUCUCAAACGACUCAUUACUGUAGGCUAAGCAGUUUUUAAAAAAGGA